Aspergillus fijiensis CBS 313.89 is the source of this 2408-nucleotide messenger RNA. Its product is annotated as glycoside hydrolase. NCBI's taxonomy places the organism in Eukaryota, Fungi, Ascomycota, Eurotiomycetes, Eurotiales, Aspergillaceae. The transcript has 9 exons. Gene Ontology annotation, biological process: glucan catabolic process. Gene Ontology annotation, molecular function: beta-glucosidase activity. The coding region runs from base 1 to 2373 and encodes 790 amino acids. The record is from RefSeq and is a predicted model, not a curated record.
AUGCUACUAGCCCUGGGGACAUUGGUCGUCAGUGGCGUGGCCCAAGCAAGAACCGCAACGUCUGCCAGCGGAUCUCCUCCGCGAGAUCCCCCUAUCGUCAAUCCCACACGAGCGCCAUACCAGGACCCGAACCUGGAGACCGUUCUUCGAGUGGAGGAUCUCCUCUCUCGGAUGCCAAUGAGGGAGAAGAUGGCUCAGCUCAUGCAAGGAGAACUGGACCGUUUUGUUGAUUUUGAUACCGGUUAUGUCAAUGAGACAGCCAUGAAGGAUCACAUGUUCUAUCAUUCCAGCAUGCUGCGGGGCUCCUAUCCACGCUCUACACUUGACUUGGCCUACCGUGGGGCCCAGGCGCUGCAGGGCUGGAUCAUGAACGACACAAGUCUGUCUCUUCCAGCGAUCGUGCAAUGCGAAGGGCUUCAUGGACUGGGACUUCCGAAUACUACUAUAUUCACGUCUCCCAUUGGACUGGGGGCAUCCUGGAACAUUGAGUUAAUGGAGCGGGUCGCUGAAACAAUUGGUAAAGAGGCCCGCGCCUUGGGCAUCACGCAAGUCUUUGCGCCCUCAUUGGACCUUGCCCGAGACCCAAGACAUGGAAGAGUUGAAGAAUCAUAUUCGGAAGACCCAUACCUAGCCGGAGAAAUUGGAGCGGCGUUUGUGCGCGGUCUCUGGAAGUCCAAGGUUGCCUCCACUAUCAAGCAUCUGGCAGGCUAUGGGAAUCCAGAGCAGGGAAUUUACAACGGGCCCGUCCAUGGCGGGCCGCGGGAGCUCCAUACCACGUAUCUCCCACCGUUCCAGCGGGCGUUGCAGGAGACCGGUGCUUUCGCCGUCAUGAGCUCAUAUAAUUCAUACGACGGUAUCCCGUCCGUCAGUAACCGGUACCUACUCACGGAGGUGCUGCGCGAGCAAUGGGACUUCCAAUACUUCACCACCUCGGACUACGGGGGGCCGGAUCGACUCUGUGAGACUUUCAAGAUGUGCCACAGCGACCCCGUAGACAAGGAAGCAGUGACCAUGAUGGUCCUGCCAGCUGGUGGGGACACUGAAGGCGGGGGCUCAUUCAAUUUCGACGUGGUGCCCGACCUCGUUUCAAACGGGACUUUGUCUCCCUCCAUUGUCGAUGAAGCAGUGCGACGUGUGCUAAGGGCGAAGUUCGACAUGGGUCUCUUUGAAGAUCCUUUCCCCGCAGCACCGCCGUCGGAUUGGCGCGCGCUCAUCCGCACGCCCGAGGCGCUCGAUCUCGCCACGGAGAUGGACCGCGAGUCGAUUGUACUUCUACACAACCCGGGAGACAUCCUGCCUCUGGCCCAGAAGUCGCAGAAACUGGCAGUCAUUGGGCCUUUCGCCGACACCCUGAAUUACGGAGACUACAUCGCGUACCGACCGGGCGGCGUCACACCCAGGCAAGGAAUCCAGAACCUGGCCACUAAGUACGGAGGCGAGAUUGUGUACGCUCUGGGAUGUGAAGCCUGGAGCAACGACGAGUCUCUCAUCGGCGAAGCCGUGCAGCAAGCGCAGGCCGCCGACGUGGCCGUUGUUGUCGUGGGCACCUGGACCCAGGACCUCGAGGGCCAGGAAAAGGGCUUGAACGCCACGACCGGCGAAGGCUACGACACGAAUGACCUGCGGCUGGUGGGCGCCCAACGCGCCCUGGUCCAACAGAUCAUCGACACGGGGAAGCCGACCGUCGUGGUUUUCUCUUCCGGCAAGCCCAUCACCGAGCCCUGGCUCUCCUCCAACACGACCGCCACCGCUCUCAUUCAGCAAUUCUACCCCUCGCCGAACGGCGGCGUCGCGCUGGCGGAUGUGCUGUUCGGGAACCAUAACCCCAGCGGACGCCUGCCCGUCAGCUUUCCACGCGACGUGGGCAGUCUCCCCGUGGCCUACGACUGCCUGGACUCCGGGCGCGAGAUCCGAUCCCCCGGCGCGCGCCAUGCCAAUGGGAGUCUCGAGUUUGGCCACGACUAUGUGCUCGAUACGCCGGAUGUGUGGUUCGGGUUCGGGCAUGGGGAGAGUUACUCGACAUUCGAGUAUAGUGAUAUUCAGGUUGUCCCAAAGGCUCCGCGGGCGUCAGACAAUGUGACGGUCGCAGUGAAUGUGAGAAACACGAGUGAUCGGGACGGGAAAGAGGUCGUGCAGUUAUAUGUGGUUGAUUCGCUUUCUUCGGUCGUCACGCCGAACAAGCAGCUCAAGGGGUUUCAGAAGGUCUUUAUCCGGGCUGGUGAGACUGCUACAAUCAGCUUAGAGGUUCGUGUUAGCAGUCUCGGACUGUGGGACGCGGGGAUGCGAUACGUGGUCGAGCCCGGUGAGUUCAUUGCACACGUCGGUCGCAGCUCGACGGAUUUGAGGGGGAAUGUGUCUUUCUUCGUGGUCUGAGAUAGUUUUCGAAGCGGGGUGCCUCUAAAUUUGUC